Messenger RNA from Calypte anna (Anna's hummingbird), 8122 nucleotides. It is a transcript of the gene IL6ST, whose product is annotated as interleukin 6 signal transducer. NCBI's taxonomy places the organism in Eukaryota, Metazoa, Chordata, Aves, Apodiformes, Trochilidae. Gene Ontology annotation, biological process: cytokine-mediated signaling pathway. Gene Ontology annotation, molecular function: cytokine binding; cytokine receptor activity. The coding region runs from base 126 to 2885 and encodes 919 amino acids. The transcript has 16 exons. Gene Ontology annotation, cellular component: membrane; signaling receptor complex; external side of plasma membrane. The record is from RefSeq and is a predicted model, not a curated record.
CGCAUCGCCUGCUGAGGCCCUGGCUGGGGCCGGGUCCAGGGCCGGCUCGCCUCAACUCGGGGUCCUGGACUGCUGCCCUCAUCGCAGAGAACAGUGGCAGGGCCGGCUGAGGAAUUCUGUGCAGCAUGGUUUCUGGGUGGAACUGGGUGGCCCGUGGCUUCUGUCUGCUCUUGAACAUUUGUUCUCUUGAUGUUUCAGGUGAACUUGUACAGUCAUGUGGUCACAUCAUCCCAGAGUCUCCUGUUUUGGCCCUUGGCUCCAAUUUCACUGCAUUAUGCAUUCUGAAUGAGUCUUGUCUUGACUUCGGCAAUAUCUAUGCUAAUCAAAUUAUCUGGAAAGUUAAAAAUAAAGUUGUACCUAAAGAACAGUAUCAUGAAAUAAACAGAACAGUUUCCAGUGUCACAUUUAAUGACACUUCUUCUCUAGCUACUCCUCUGACAUGCAACAUCUUGGCAGAUGGACAGAUUGAGCAGAACAUUUAUGGAAUUACAGUUACAGUAGGCUUGCCUCCAGAGAAGCCAAAAAACCUAAGUUGCAUUGUGCAUCAGGAGUCAAAACUCACAUAUCCUAUGACUUGUACCUGGAACCCUGGGCGACAUACAUACUUGGACACAAACUUUAGGUUGAAAUACAGAUGGCCACACGAGACCUUUCCUGACUGUAUACCAAAAGAUGUAAACAAUUCUUGUACAAUUACUGAUGUUCAGUUCUUUGUUAACCUGGAGAUCUUUGUAGAAGCAGCAAAUGCUCUUGGGAAGGCUGAAUCUGAUCCUCUUGUUCUUGAUCCCAUUGAGAUUGUUAAACCUCUGUCUCCACACAACUUAUCAGUUAACUCAGGAAUACUGCCUACUGUUCUAAAGCUUUCCUGGGAGAAUCGGAUUUCAGGAGCUGUGAUGAAACUGAAAUUCAAUAUUCGCUAUAAAAUCAUUGGUGACACAAACUGGACCCAGGUUCCUCCUGAAGAUACGGCUUCACCAAGAACUUCAUUCAGUGUUCAGGGGCUCAGGCCCUACACAGAGUAUGUCUUUUCAAUUCGUUGCAUGAAGGAGGAUGGAGUGGGCUACUGGAGUGACUGGAGUGAGGAGAAAACUGGUGUCACCACUGAAGAUAAACCAUCUAAAGGACCACCUGUAUGGAGGAUCAUUGAUGCAUCUCACUCACCAGGUUACUGGACUGUGCAUCUGAUGUGGAAGGCCUUGCAGCCAUUUGAAGCCAAUGGAGUAAUCUUGCAGUAUGAAGUAAUUGUCAGAGCUAAAUCAUUUGUCUCCAGUCCACCAGAGAAAUACAAUGUCAAGACCACCAACCUUACAUUAAAGCUGCCAAAUGGAACUUACGAAGUGACUGUUAUUGCCCAUAAUGGAGCUGGGGCAUCCCCUCCAUCAGUUUUACUUAUCCCAGCAAGUAAUUCAAAAGCUCCUGUGAGGAAUGUUAGAACACUACCUAAGGAUGGCAAGUUAUGGGUAGGAUGGACUUCUCCUAACAGUUAUGUUCUUAAAUAUGUGAUUGAAUGGUGUCUAGUGUCCAAUAGCUCGGACUGCAUCAUAGAAUGGCAGAUUGAACCAGGAAAUGUUCAAGGCGCUUAUUUAAAAGGUGAUAUAAAGCCAUUCAAGUGUUACUUGAUAACUGUGUACGCUCUGUAUGGUGAUGGUCAGGGAACUGGACAGUCUGUGAAGGCUUACCUUCAGCAGGAUCGUCCUUCAAAAGGACCAACUGUUCAGACAAAAAAGGUUGGAAAAGCUGAAGCUGUUUUGACAUGGAACCAUCUCACAGUGGAUGAACAAAAUGGAUUUAUCAGAAGUUACACCAUAUUUUACAAAACAGUCGAUGGAAACGAAACGGCUGUGACAGUGGAUCCUUCCAAGACAGAGUAUACCCUUUCUUCUCUGACCAGUGACACACUGUAUACUGUGCGGAUGAUGGCAUACACUGAUGAAGGAGGCAGGAGUGGUCCUGAUUUUACCUUUACUACACAAAAAUUUGGGAAAGGAGAAAUUGAAGCCAUAGUUGUACCUGUGUGUCUAGCAUUCCUGUUGAUUGUGCUCCUUGGAGUUUUGUUUUGCUUCAACAAACGUGACUUAAUUAAAAAGCAUAUCUGGCCUAUUGUCCCAGAUCCAUCCAAGAGUAACAUUGCUCAGUGGUCUCCUCAAGUUCCAGCUAAGCAUAACUUUAAUUCCAAAGAUCAGAUGUACCCAGAAGGCAGCUUUACAGAUGUAAGCGUUGUAGAAAUAGAAGCUGAUGACAAGAAGUCUUUUUCAGAUCAAGAUCUAAAACCCUUUGAUUUGCUUAAAAAGGAAAAAAGUACUUCAGAAGGGCACAGCAGUGGUAUUGGAGGAUCCUCAUGCAUGUCUUCUCCUAGGCAAAGUGUCUCUGACAGCGAUGAAGGUGAAACUACACAAAACACAUCAAGCACUGUGCAGUAUUCAACUGUAGUACUUAAUGGCUACAGAGACCAGACACCUGUACAAGUCUUUUCAAGGUCUGAGUCAACUCAGCCACUGCUCGAUUCAGAAGAGAGAUCAGAGGAUCAUGCUGGAGGAGGUGAUGAUGCAACACAGAGGCAGCAGUAUUUCAGACAAAAUGGUGGUCAGAAUGAAGCCAACAUAGACAGGCCAUGCUUUGAGAGAACAAAGGAAGUUGUUCCUGCUAAUGAGGGAGAUCUUGUUGGAUUUGCACAAGUGCAGAUCUCAGGUCAGAGUUCUCAGCCAUUGGGCCUUGGGCUGGAAGAAAAUACCCAGGAAGAUGCUCCGUCAGACGUUUUACAGGGAAGUGCUGAAGGACAAGCUGUGAGACCUGGAACAGAGGAAGGAAAUCCACCAUCAGUUGAGGAAAUGCCAAAAAGUUACCUCCCACAAACUGUGAGACAAGGCGGCUAUAUGCCUCAGUAAGAGAAGAGACUGGCUCUCCUUAGGCCAUCAUUAGUGCCUAUUCACACUUCCGCCUGUAUGUCUGGUAAAUUAAGCUAGGUAUUUUUAUCUGAAUGCAGAUAGAAAUACUGAAAUUAUGUGAAGAGUCAUUUGAUGAAGUACAAUAAGGACUGUGUUUUUGUGGAAAGUUCACAAUCCAGACCUUCUGAAGACUUACUUUUAUGCACUACAUAAAAUCUUAUGGCUGGAUAGCUGAACAAGCUUUUAAGCUACCUUGGGUUUUUUGUGUCUUGUCAUAUCGGAAUUACACAUGAUUGAAAAUGGCAAGUUUGAAUUAAUUACAUCAGCCAGUAGACCUCCUAGGAGAAAUACUUUGAUUCGUGAUGGUAUACAAGCCUAAAAAUUUGGCUUUAGUUGCCUGGAGCAUCUCUGUGCAAAAGUAAGGUUGAAGCUUAGUAUUCUAACGUGGAAGAGUACUCGUAUCAUGUACUUUUCAGUCUCUUGAUUGACUUUCUGAAUUUUGACUUGCCCGGUGUCUCAGUUUUCAGCUUACCAGACACGCAAAUCAUGUUCAUCGUUGUUUAAAAACUAAAAAUUAAACAGAACUUGCUAUGGUGUGCAAAUAAGAAAGCACCAUGAUUGCUUGACUCUGAGUGCUACUAUAGUAAUUGAUAUUCUGCCUACAUUUAGAUAUGCAUGCACAUGAACUUUAUAGUAAUUUGGUCUAAAAUGUGCCUUGCAACUUGAUGCACAGCAGUUCAGUGUCACACUCAAGAGUUUAAAAAAAUCUUAAGUGAAAACACAGAUUAACAGUUAUUUAAACAUUUUGUACCCAAAUCACUGAGAUACCAUGCCUCUGGUAAUAUUACCUUUGUUUAAUAAGAGCAUCUUUGCUGUAAACAGCUUGAGAAGCAAGUAAGGAGUUAAGUUUUUAAUACUUUUCUAACUGCUCUGGAGAAAGGGAAUAUGACCUUCUUCCUGAUUGUCUACAAUAAUUAGUGUGCUGUAGCCUCACUGCUAAUGCCACAGACCUCCUUGGAACUGUAAGCAGCAAAAAAACAAAGCAUUGAAGUCAUUGGAGCACUCAGAAGGAAAAAAACAGAACGUACACCCUGGAUUUGAAUAUUACUGGUGGUAUGUAUCUAUUAGCAAUCAUGAGCCACAAAUAAUGUUUUCAUGAUUGUUAAAAUUCCUUACCUUACUUGUGUGCCUCACUUUUUCCCUCUUUGUGCAGUUUGCAUUUUAUUGAAGAAGAUACAUUUCUUGAGGACUGUCUCUUCCAGGAUUUAAGGAAAAAUGAAAUUACAUUAAAAUAAUCCCUUCUCCAGUAAUAACCAGAAAUUUUAUGGCACUCUUGUAGAUACUUAUUUUAACCUUAACUUAGUCUAGUUAGCUUCUUGAUCUGACACUAAUGAAACCUUAAUUCAAAACACUAAAUGCCGUGUUGUGAGAAUGAAAGAAGGGUUUUAUUUCUCCUUUAGCAAAAGAACUAUGUAUUUAAGACCACCCAAAACGUUUUUUGUUCUCUGACCUCUGGUGCUGCUGUUCUGCAAAGCAGUUGCUUUGGAAAGGCAAGUGUCAGUAUCAUUUCAAUUUCCCUUAUCCUUGUGUGCCAGCUUGCACUGAAGGACAGGCAUACAUACAAACUUUCACAUGUCUUCUGCAUUUUUUACAAAGAAAUUCAGUGAUAGAGUAAAUCCAUUAGAUUCCAUUAGACUCUUGAAGUCUGAACUGUUCAAAACUGAUAAAGAAUUCAGAAUCUUUAACAACAUUUCAGUAUUCCACAGUUCCUUUCUCCCAACAGUAUUUCUAGUAUCUGGGCACUUUUUUAAAAACUAAAAGGCUAUGUUGCAGCUUACUACUGCUCCUCUCUUCGAAUCAGUCCCCUUCCUCUGCAUUCCAUCUCAGCACUUUCAAACUCUCUCCCAGAUGCCAACAGCAUAAUGAAAACUGUGCUGUCACAAGGCAUCAGAGACGUGCAUUUUUCAGAGGUGGAAGCAACAUUCCUUUGUCAGAACACAUUCCUCUUGGAAAACAAUAGCAUUACUAUACUUGGGGAUGGCUCACCUUCUCUAUGCAAACUUCAUAGUGACUGUAGAAACUGAAAGUAAAAGGGAAAAUUGAGCAGUAUAACAAGUGUGUGUGCUUGUUAUAACUGCUCUUCAUCUAAUCCACCUCCUGCUUAUCUCUGAAAUACCAUGGGCCACAACCUGGCUACCUAGACUGAAUAUUGUGUCAGGGGCCCAUAAGUUCUCAAAAACAUGCUGCUGAUUUUUUUUUUUUAAUAAUUUGUUGUGAUCCAGUGAUGCUUACUUUUGAUAGCCCAUGUCUUAUUUGAGGGACUUCAGUUAUUCCAUGGUUCCUGAAGUUGCUCUUUAUCUUUCUGUUGUGUAAAGUGAUUUUGUUCUCUGUUGCUGUUAAUCAUGGACCAGACCAUUUCCAACACUGAACAAGCAGCAUCAAGAGAUUCUCAUUUUAAAGAUCUGUCCUACCCGGUUCUGUCCUGUCACUUCUGGCAUCUAUCUCUGUUGGUUUUGGGCCAGUGAUAGUAAACUCACAAAUGGUACAGGAGUGUGUCCUAGAGAGAAUUCUCUCUGUCUGACAGAGUCAGGCUUGGACAUUUAUCUAGGGCUACAAUAGUAAAGACUAAGCAGGAGACACUGGUGGGUGAACUGUUCGUAGAAUCCACAAUAAAUACAAGUAACAGGUUUACUGUUUGUUCACAAACCUAUGUGCCAAAUAUUUUAUCAUGGAGUGUUCAGGGUUUAACUGGAUUGUGUAUUUUAGAUCAUAAUCUAAUUGUAUCAAGCAGCUGCAUACAGGUUUUAGAGUGUCUGUUAAUGUAGUUAUAGCAAUCUGCUGAAAUUCUCUGAAUUGGGCCCUAACAUAGUAAUUAAAGCAAAAGCUCCCUCCCACUCCCAGUAACUAAAGUGCAUUUUAUAAAAUAAAGGCAUUACUACAACAAAAUCACACUUUAGUACUGACACUUUCAUGUCCAUCUUGAUUUCCUGGACUGGAUUUUUUCAGGUAGAGAUGAAAGAGGGUUUUAGAGACCCUUUUACUUUGCUGUCAGGAAGGGAAAAAAUAUGAAGUAGUUUUCCAUUAUUAACAUGUUUGAAACAUCACCAAAGUGCAGGCUAGCUCACAAGAAAAGUGAACAUAUUUACCUCCAUAGUUCUGUUAUAGUGGUUCUAUCAGAAGACAAAGUUGUUGGGAUUGUUUCUGGGGUGUGUUGGCUUGCUUUCAGGUUAAUUAGUCUAGAAAUACCCACUCCCACUGUUUUGAAAGUGUUAGGGUUAUGUUUCAUAUACCCUAGUGUAGUAAACUACACUGCCUGUUAAGCCCUAACCUGGCAGAGCAGAGCAAAAUUUUUUCUAAACUUCAUUCUGGAGUGUUUGUGAUAACUGUGUACCCAUCUGCUACAGCAGCCUAACAAAAAGCUGAUUAUCAAGACUGGAAAAAAACUUUGGCCCUGGGAAGAGGAAAGAGCAUACAUAUAAGGGCUUACAUUCCUGGUCACUGGAGUAGCCCCAUGUCUGGGGUGAAGUUUGCAGCAUCAGCUUUGACUGUAAAUAAUGAGCACCACCAGAUGGUUAAAACUUUUAUCAGAGUGUGCAAUACAUGGCAAUCACUAUGCUCAUUUGACUAAAGUAAUGGAACUCGUUGAAUUAGUGCCAGGUCUUGAACAUCAGAAAGCCACAUCACUAUAUCCUGCUAUGGUGCUGAUUUCCUGGUGGGAUCUGAAGACUCUCAAAUUGAGUCAGCAAAAUAAAUUCUAAUUUAUGUGCAUUAAAUGGACCUACGCAUACUCUUCUUCUUGAGACAGUUGUUGUAAUUGAGAUUAACUGUUACUUGCUUACAUUCCUGUAAGUAUGUUAAAAAGUUCUCCUGCCUGAUGGAUUGUAAAACUUACAUUAAUCCCCUGUAACCUCUUGUCUGUUUGCUGGGAUGGAUACCUAUAGUCAUUUUAAAUUCCAGAAUUUGCUUUAAUGUUAUUCAGGAACAGUUUAUAACAAAAUUGUUGAAUCUUUUUCUCAUGAAACAGCAAUUUGGGAAUUACAGCCAGCACCACAGUCUUCACGUUAGGUCUUGAUCCAGAAAACUGCAGUAGAGCGGAGACAAAAAGUGCGUAAGUCUGGAGAAGGGUAAAAUUUAAGUGUCUUGCAUUGGGCUCACAAAUUCCCACUUCUCUUCUUCAAAAGUGAAAGGAUCAGUUAAAAAAAAAAAACUUAAGCUAAAAUACAUAUGUCUGUCUCCUUUCACUGCUCUUCCUUCUGUGUUACUUGUGCUAUCUGAGCCAUUUCUAAAAACAAAAGCAGUGCUGACAAUGCACACAUGUGCAUUUUUAAGGCCAUGAGAGUUACUAUGAACAAAUCUAAAAGUAAUGGCUAGGGGCCAGAUCUCAGUGGUUGUCCUCUUCCCACCCUCUCUUAAUUUUAGUGCAGAGGGAGGGUGGGCAUUAAGAACCUCCCAGAAUGCAGCCUUAGCCAGUGUUUGUGUUUAUUUGCAAAGGCAACUUUGAAGGGGAUAUAUGCAAUAAAGUCACAGAUACUCUGCAGAAGCGCACUUCUGUAACAAGAGAUGAAAAUACGUAUGGCACAAGUGUCUGCAGAGAGCUGGAGAGCUCCCAACAUCCUCCUACACAGACUGAGGUGUCCUCUACACCAUCUGCCCCCAGAACAGGCAGUGUGUGGGGUCAGCAUUCUCUGCAGUGGUGAAAUGGGUAACGCUGGUCGCUUUUCUUCAUGCCGAAGCACAUUCAUCAGUGGAUUCAGUCACCUCGCUGUGUUAUUUUAAUGCACCAGUCUUGUUUACGCUGUCACGUAUAGCCUGACGCUUGGAUACAGUCAGUGAUGGAUUGUCUAGUAACCAAGUGUUUUUAUUUGGGGAUAAUAAGUCUAUAGUCAAGGUUACUGGUCACCAGAUGUUACUGUGCUGAUACAUGCAUCUAGGUAAGCAGAAGCAUGGGACACAGGGACAGACAUUCUAACAAGGAAAGUGCCUUGAUGGUGGAUCAGAUGGCUAGUGAAUGUAAACAUCAAGUCAAAUUUUGUAUGUACUUUAACUGUGGCUUAUUAAGCUACUGGUAAUUUGAGUGCCAUCUUUAAAGGGCUUGCAUAAUCCAGCCAGAGGUUAAAAUUGUAAAUUGCUGCAUAAGCUGUCUCUAUAUGGAAAUGUGUUUUAGUAUCAGUAUAUUACCUUCAUUCUUUUGCAAGUUGCAUGUUUAUUGUUAUAUAAACUCUGCUUUCUACAAUUUA